Messenger RNA from Halteromyces radiatus, 1374 nucleotides. RefSeq names its product translation protein SH3-like domain-containing protein. Gene Ontology annotation, biological process: cytoplasmic translation. The transcript has a single exon. Gene Ontology annotation, cellular component: large ribosomal subunit; ribosome. The coding region runs from base 47 to 1189 and encodes 380 amino acids. Lineage: Eukaryota; Fungi; Mucoromycota; Mucoromycetes; Mucorales; Cunninghamellaceae. The record is from RefSeq and is a predicted model, not a curated record. Gene Ontology annotation, molecular function: structural constituent of ribosome; transferase activity; RNA binding.
UUUUUUUUUUGAACCUGUGUUUCAUUCUUUCUUCAAUAUAUAUAUCAUGUUGCGUUUGGGUAUUACCCGUUUAUUUCAAACAAAUAUCCAAAACAAUAGUCGGUUACUAUCAUCAGGUCGAUAUGCAGCUAUUCGUACUUCAAACACCAGUUCGUUAACACAAUCCUUUCAACAAUGGACACCAUUUAGAUCCAUGUCUACCAAAAAGUCAACUGAAGAAACUCUUUCUCAACCUUCUUUUAUCAGUGGAUUCAGUACACAAGGCAAUGUAUUGGGUAAUGCUCAAACUCUUUCAGCUCCUUCAACACAAUUCAAGACCAAAAAACCUACAACACCUGGUAAACGUUGGUUGAAACGUAUUCCUCGUGAUCAUUUGUACAAAGGUAAAGCAGUACGUUCCUUGACAAUCGCCAAACGUGGAACUGGUGGUCGUAACAAUACAGGUCGUAUCACUAUUCGGCAUCGUGGUGGUGGUCACAAACGUCGUAUUCGCGUGAUUGAUUGGCAACGUAUGGAAUCUGGUGAACAACAUGUAGUGCGAUUAGAACAUGAUCCAGGACGAACUGCUUGGAUUGCUUUGUUACGACAUGCUGAAACUGGUCAAUUAUCUUAUAUCGUCGCUCCACAAGGUAUUAAGCCUGGUGAUACUGUGAUUAGUUAUAGAAGUGAAGCUAUUGAACAACAAAAACAAGAAUCUGAAGAAAGUGAACAUGGUAUCACUCGCACAGCUGCUAUCGAUAUUGGAAAUUGUAUGCCAUUGAGAAUGAUGCCUGUAGGAACUAUUAUUCACAAUAUUGGUCUGAAACGCAAUGGUCCUGCUAUUAUGGCUCGUUCUGCUGGUGCUUAUGCUCAAUUGAUUCAAACAGGUGAAACUGGUUAUGCUCAAGUCAGAUUAUCUAGUGGUGAAGUUCGUUUGGUCCCUGUAGAUGCAUGUGCUACUAUUGGUUCUGUUAGUAAUCCUGAUCAUCAACACGAAAUGUUAGGUAAGGCUGGUCGCUCAAGAUGGAUGGGUAUUCGUCCUACCGUGCGUGGUAUGGCUAUGAACGCUUGUGACCAUCCUCAUGGUGGUGGUAGAGGUAAAUCCAAGGGUAACAAGGAUCCACGUUCUCCAUGGGGUGUACUAGCAAAGGGUGGCAAGACAAGAAAGACUCCAAAUCAAUUCGUGGUGAAACCAAGACCUAGACGAUAGAUUUCCUUAAUUUCUUUUUUUUUUUCUUUUUUUAUUUAUUUUACUAUCCUUAAAACAUUCGUUUAUAUUCUUCCUCUUUUUGAUAUACAUAUAUAUAUAGAAACUACUUUUUUUUAUUAUUACCAUUCUUAUACUUUUGACUUCAUCGAAAUAAAAAAAAAAAUAUUAUUAUUUUACAAUACUGA